AUGACGUCCCGUUUCGUCGCCGCCGCCACCUGGCUCGGCUACUGCUUCCCGCCACUGCUGCCGUUGGCGCAGCUCAUCCUCCCCAUCUACUUCAUCUCCUACCGCUGGGGUUGGGCCCGGUCGCUCUGGACCUGCGGGGAUUACGGGGUGGCGCCCUUCGCCGUCGGGUCCUGUUCGCCGGUGCUGGGCUGGGUGCUGUUACUGGUGCCGACGAUCCUGGGCGUCCUUCGGGUGUACCCAUGGUACUGGACCGUUGUCAUGGGAGGGAUCUGGGCGAGACGUCUUCGUCUGGAAGAAUUCCCCGGAGGACGCUGGUGCCGUUUCUGUCGCACCUAUAGACAUCCGCGGACGACGCACUGCCCUGUUCUGGACCGCUGCCUUCCCCUCUAUGAUCAUUACUGUCACUUCUUCCCCGGGCCUGUUUACGGAGACAGCCAGAAGAGUUACCUCUUGGCGAUCGCGGCCCUGCCGUUUCACUGCCUCUUCUGUCUGGGCGUCGCCCUCUGGAUGGCGAUCGACAAGCGGAUGAGGGAGACGAAGACGAUCUCCUAUGCCGUCGUCAUGGCUGUGAGCAUGCCCUGCCUCAUCUACGACAUCUACAUGAUCGUCGUCAUGUGGGGAGACGUAGUUUUCUGCAACUUCCGGGCGUGGGAAGACAAAGGCGUCUUCUACAUCUCCGAGCAAGGGCAGCUCGAGCGCGUCCCCUACGAACCGUCCAGCGAGCAUCCGUACAACAUGGGCUGGCGUGAGAAUCUCCGCCUCAACCUGGGACCAGUCUGA
Molecule: messenger RNA, 780 nt
Organism: Aplosporella prunicola CBS 121167
Lineage: Eukaryota; Fungi; Ascomycota; Dothideomycetes; Botryosphaeriales; Aplosporellaceae
Exons: 1
Coding region: 1-780 (259 amino acids)
Biological process (GO): peptidyl-L-cysteine S-palmitoylation; protein targeting to membrane
Cellular component (GO): endoplasmic reticulum; Golgi apparatus
Molecular function (GO): protein-cysteine S-palmitoyltransferase activity
Source: RefSeq, a predicted model, not a curated record